This is a messenger RNA of Hermetia illucens (black soldier fly), 1137 nucleotides long. The record is from the annotation of a RefSeq genome assembly. Lineage: Eukaryota; Metazoa; Arthropoda; Insecta; Diptera; Stratiomyidae.
AUGAAUAAACCUAUACGAGUAAGACACCCCCUUUUUAAAAUUGCCAAUAAUGCAUUAGUAGAUUUACCCGCUCCUGCCAAUAUUUCAUCUUGAUGAAAUUUCGGUUCACUUCUAGGUCUUUGUCUUAUUAUCCAAAUUAUUACAGGACUUUUCCUUGCCAUACACUAUACUGCAAACAUUGACAUAGCAUUCAAUAGAGUUACCCACAUUUGUCGAGACGUAAACUAUGGUUGAUUAUUACGAACUCUGCACGCUAACGGAGCCUCUUUUUUUUUUAUCUGCAUUUACCUCCAUGUUGGGCGAGGAAUAUACUAUAAUUCAUUUUUAUACAUACACACAUGAAUAGUGGGAGUUGUAAUUUUAUUUCUAGUAAUAGGAACUGCCUUCAUAGGCUAUGUUCUCCCGUGAGGACAAAUAUCAUUUUGGGGGGCAACAGUUAUUACUAACCUUUUAUCAGCCAUCCCGUAUCUAGGUACAACUCUGGUACAAUGAAUUUGAGGGGGGUUUGCUGUUGAUAAUGCAACCCUGACCCGAUUUUUUACGUUUCAUUUUAUUCUUCCAUUUAUUGUUGCCGCAAUAACUAUGAUUCAUCUGUUAUUUCUCCAUCAAACUGGAUCAAAUAAUCCAUUAGGGGUAAAUUCUAACAUUGACAAGAUUCCAUUUCACCCCUAUUUUACAUUUAAGGAUAUUGUUGGAUUCAUUGUCAUAAUAAUAGCUCUUGUAUUAUUAACUUUAAUUAAUCCGUAUCUAUUAGGAGACCCAGAUAAUUUUAUCCCCGCAAAUCCACUUGUUACACCCGUUCAUAUUCAACCCGAAUGAUACUUCUUGUUUGCUUACGCAAUCCUUCGGUCCAUCCCGAAUAAAUUAGGUGGAGUAAUUGCCCUAGUUAUAUCAAUUGCAAUCCUUUUUAUUUUGCCAUUUUAUCAUCUCAGAAAAUUUCGAGGAAUCCAAUUCUACCCAAUUAAUCAAAUUUUAUUUUGAUUUAUGACUAUUACAGUAAUUUUACUAACCUGAAUUGGAGCUCGGCCUGUUGAAGAUCCAUACAUUCUCACAGGACAAAUUUUAACUGUUCUAUAUUUUUCCUAUUAUAUUAUUAAUCCGCUCAUUACUAAAUGAUGAGACACCCUUUUAGACUAG